AUUUAAUAAUUUUUGAAUUUGCAGCGGAAUUAAAAUGGCAGAUAGCAUGUUUGACGGUGUCUUAAUGAAUAUUGUCCAAAAGGCAGAAGGAAUUGACGGAUUCUAUGAUGCAGUCUUCUCUUUCAUGAGAAGGAAGACUGACUUUUACUCAAACCCUGACAAGGCUAGAUCUACUGUACUAGCUCAGUUUGAAAGACACCUCCACGCUUUUAAUGAAGAUGCAGUCAGAAGAGAUCUCAUCAAGAAAAAGCAGGAAGAGCAUAAGAAGAAACAAGAGGAAGAAGAGAAAGCAAGAAAAGAAGAAGAGAUCACUGAUGAAGAAGCCGAGAAAUUAAUGAAUGCUCAGAAGGAAGAAUCAUCACCUCCAACCCCAGCUCCAACAACUGAGGAUAAAAAGGAAGGUGAAGGGGAUGAAUCUGAUGAUGGAGUCCCUCCACUUAUUGGAAAUGGACUGAAAACAGAUACUUACUCCUUUACUCAAACUCUUUCUGAUAUUACUAUCAAUGUGUUCAUUCCAGAUGGAAUCAAAGCUAAGAAUUUGGAUGUUAUCUACUCUCAGAAGAAACUCAAGGUCGGGAUUAAAGGACAGCCUCCUAUUCUAGAUGGAGAAUUAUUCUCAAAAAUCUUAGCAGAUGAGACUCUUUGGAAUAUUGAGACCAUUGAAGGACAAAGAACAGUUGUUAUCACACUUGAUAAAGUCGACAAGAUGAAGUGGUGGGAAUCCGUUGUUGUAGGAGGGGAAAAGAUCAACACCAAGAAAAUCGAACCAGAGAACUCUAAACUCUCAGACUUGGACGGAGAAACAAGACAAACCGUCGAGAAAAUGAUGUUUGACCAGCAACAAAAACAAAAGGGACUUCCUACAAGCGAUGAGUUAGAGAAAAAGCAAAAAUUGCAGAACUUUAUGGAUGCUCAUCCAGAGAUGGAUUUCUCUAAAGCUAAAUUCAGUUAAGCCCUCUGCAUUUACUGUAAACCUUAACACAAAA
Molecule: messenger RNA, 986 nt
Organism: Moneuplotes crassus
Lineage: Eukaryota; Ciliophora; Spirotrichea; Euplotida; Euplotidae
Source: the annotation of a GenBank genome assembly